AUGGCCGCCACUGCUUCGUCGGAAAGCACACACCGAGAUGUGGCGCCGUUGAAGAGACCUCGUGAGACGGCAGUGGCGGCGCCGUCCUCUUCAGCUCCGCCUGAGCCGGCGCUGGACGCGCCGGCGGCAAAGCGACUCCUCACUCGCCGCGCCGCCUCGGAGGACGACGAUGAUGAGCUCACGCUGCUGCUGGGCUCGCAGAAGGCGAGGCAGGUGCGGGAGACGGAUGCCACAAUGCAGGACGUGGCACGCGCGCAGCAGACUCCCUCGCCGCCGCUGUCGCCGUCGUGGCCCGGGCAUAGAGGUGGCGCCACCGUGGAAGCCUCCAGCGGUGCGUGUGCGGUGAGCAGCCUCCCCUGGCAGACGCCGUCCUCAGCAACGCGAGAGACCAUCGCACGUCACUUCCAACGCCAGUUCGAGUGGGAGCUGCACCACAGCACCGAGCUUUUCGACGCCUUCGAGCCCUUCUUCAAGGACCGUGCGCUGAACCGCAUCGCCGCCGACGAUGAGUUGCGGCCGGUGCUGCACGCCGCACUGCCCGUCAUUACGAGCGAGACGGUGGGGGCCCUGCCGGGGUGCACCCUGCGCUCCUAUCAGAUGGAGGGCGUCCAGUUUCUUCUGAGCCACUUCCAUCGCGGCAUGUCAGCGAUCCUCGGUGAUGACAUGGGCCUUGGCAAGACGGCGCAGGUGUCCGCCUUCUUGCACUCCCUGAAGCUGCUGCACAACAUCGACGGCCCACACCUCAUUGUGGCCCCUCUCUCCACCCUGACAAACUGGACCCGUGAACUGGCACGGUGGGCACCACAGCUGCGGGUGGUGAAGUACCACGGCGAGCGCCGCACCCGCGCCGCCACCAGCGCCGGCCGCCACAACCGCCACGCCGUGUUUGUGACGACGCCGGCGCUGCUUCACCUCGACAAGCGCGUCUUCCGCAAGCGGGCAUGGGUGACGGUUGUAGUGGAUGAGGCGCAUGUUCUCAAGGCACAUGACACGGCCAUCACGUCCGCGUCACGGAAACUCACGGCGUGCUACCGGGUGGCGGUGACGGGCACGCCGGUGCACAACAAUGUGCAGGAAGUGUGGAGCCUUAUGAGCUUUCUCUACCCCUGGCUCAUGGCGGCCUACGACCCAGGCGUGCGAGACCCGGUGCGUCAAGCAGAGGAGUGUGCCAAGGUGCUGCAGUAUAUCAUGCUGCGCCGCACCAAGGCAGACAUGGAGCUCGGCAUCCCGCCUCGCGUAGACGAGCCGCUGACGAAGCUGGUGCCGACCUACGUACAGCUACAAUUGCUCUCCCUGCUGACGGCACAUGCUCUGCAGGAGAGUAGCAGUGGCCAUCAGCUGCAUGGCCACCUCAGCCACCAGAGGGCUGUGUGCAACCACCCGCUGGCGCUGCGCCUGUUGGCGGACAAGGGGCGCACGAACGGGUCACAGGAGCCGAUCGAGAAGCGCAUGCGAGCCGCCGGAGUGCCCAUGGAUGCGGCGCACCUCAUAGACCCCAGCGCCAAGAUGCGCUAUCUCGACACACUGCUGCCGCAGCUGAAGGCACAAGGACAUCGAUGCCUGAUCUUCUCAAACUUCACAACAACACUGGAUCUGCUCGAGGCUGUGUGUCAGCUGCGCGGCCACAGCUACGAGCGACUGGACGGCAGCUGCAACCGCGUCGAACGGGAGCUGGCGAUGCUGCGCUACAAUCACCCCGCAUCCUCGUGCUUUCUUUUUUUGGUCACCACCACUGCAGGCGGCGUCGGCGUCACCCUCACCGGCGCUGACACCGUAAUUCUCUUCGACGCGCACUUCAACCCGCAGCUGGACCGGCAGGCAGCGGACCGGGCGCACCGCAUCGGUCAAACACGUGUCGUGCGUGUGUAUCGCUUGUGUCUGCAGGGCACCAUCGAGGAGCACAUCCGCGACAUUGCGGCUCGGAAGGCGUACCUUGGCGACUUCAUCGUCGAAGGAGGCCAGCGUCACGGUGCGCGUGGGCGUGGCCGCUUUACAACCAACGACGACGCCGACACCCCACGCAUAACCGCUGACGACAUUCGUGAAGUGCUUCACCGGUUCGAAGAAAAGCACCGCGCGAAGCAGCAGGCGGACGGAUCGCCUAUUUCUUCUUCGACUCUUCUGCGCUCCUCCGACGAGGCGGAUGGCAGCAGCAGUAGCGGUAGCGGUAGCCUAUCCGCGGAAGACGCUAUGGUGAAGGACCUGCUGCAUGUGGAAGCGAACAGGCUGCGCGGUUCUGCGGCGGCUGCGGUAAUGCGCGGCGGUGGCGGCGGUGGCGGCGCACUGGCCUCACCGCCCAAGCAGACGCACCGCUGCUUCUGUUGUGGGGAUGUCAUGCAUCCCAUGGAGCCGCUACUGCACUGCACGGCGUGCCCCAAGGCUUACCACGCCGCCUGUAUCGGCAAGCGGCCGCCGAGGUCGGGAGAGGCGGUGAAGCGCCUCUGGUCGUGCCCGCGGCAUGAGUGCUUUUCGUGUGGCAAGCAGCAGGCCGCCGACGGCGCCAUCUUCAUGUGUGACACGUGCCCUCGCUCCUUCUGCUUUGAUUGCCUAGACCCGCGCUACCUGGAGAUGGACGCGUCCGGGGCCCGACUGCUGCACAUCCGCGACACCUACGCUGGAAUGGAAGAAGAGGAGGUGAAACCAAAGCGGUCGUGCUACUACGUGACGUGCUUGCGGUGUUGUGGACUGCUCUCCUCCUCGUCGAGCUCUGCUGCGGACGACACGGACGAAACUGAUGAUGAUAAUGACGAUGCUGGUGGCUACAACACGGCUGCCGUGGUGGACAGCGAUGGUUUGGAAAUUGCUGACGACGACAGUGAUGUCAGUGUAGAGGACGACGGCAACUGUCGGAAUAACCUUGGGCCCCUCUCACUAAUGGAGGGAGAGAGCAGAUGUGGCAGACAGCCAGAGGAGGAGGAUGAGUAG
This is a messenger RNA of Leishmania braziliensis MHOM/BR/75/M2904, 2925 nucleotides long. Its product is annotated as putative helicase-like protein. The record is from RefSeq and is a predicted model, not a curated record. The transcript has a single exon. Lineage: Eukaryota; Euglenozoa; Kinetoplastea; Trypanosomatida; Trypanosomatidae. The coding region runs from base 1 to 2925 and encodes 974 amino acids. Gene Ontology annotation, cellular component: nucleus. Gene Ontology annotation, molecular function: ATP-dependent chromatin remodeler activity; DNA binding; ATP binding.